AUUCCGUUGCAUUGCGUUGCACAUAGUCACGACUCGCGCACCGUUCUUAACGUUCGACUCGUCCAGUGGAGUAAAAUAGAGAAACGAAAUCGGUAUCGUUACAGAAACGUUUUGUUUUUUUUUUCUCUAGAUACAAUCGCGCGCGUAUAUAAACAUAUUUAUACGUCCUUAUCCGAAAUCGAAUUUAUAAAUUCCCGCCAGUUGCCGACUGACGUGCAUACCGGUAACAAUCUCUCAGUGCGAAUUGAUGAUAAUAAUUUAAAUUAUUUAUAUAUCGGUCCAUACGUUAAACGGAUUAUAAAAAAUAUUAUUGAAUAUUAGAAUUGUAUUGAUUUAACAAUACGUAUACGGACAGUGAAAAAAAAAGUUACGAUAAACGGAACAUAAGAAAAAUAAUUUCAGACAGAAUCAGAUCGACAGAAAUCAGUCGAAUUUGUUAGAAAAUUGUUAGCUCCGAAGAGGGAAUCUCGUCGUCGAUUCCUUAUUUAUUAUUUUUUUUUUUUUCGAAACACUUGCAUAUUAAUAAAAAAAAGCUAUGGCUUUCAUGAUGCCUGUUGUAAAAAACGAUUACAAUAUUUACAAAUCGAACCGGAAUAGACGCGUUUCUGAGUGUUCCAACGACAAGACGUCCGCCUCGUCGGCUUCGUCGUGCGGUGGUACCAGACGGAUGCACAGCGGUUCUCGGUCAGCGGACGGUCCGUCGCUAUCCACGUCGCCCGGCAGCGAUUUUAUGGUAGGAUCACCGGCCCAUCGGUCGCUCGGUGGAGUGUCCAAGCAGACAGCUUUUCACCACGGCAGUCUGCAGCACCACCACGGGGUGGCGUCCAGAAACUCGUCACGGAACUCGCAGUCCAGCCUUCAGAGCCCCGCCAAAUCUUCGUCGUCGUCCUCGUCACCGCCAAAGGUGUCGUCCACGUCGUCGCUGAACAUGUUCCACUCGAAGCUCGUCGAUAAGCUCAGGCGGUCGCUGACGUCGAAGUCCAAAGACAAUAGCACAACGACAGCAUCUAGUAAGGAUAUUGCAAGGAGAAGAUCCUGAGAUAUGGCCAAAGGUGACGACCAUCAACGGUCAGUACCAAAUCUGACUAGAUCAGCAAAAAGCCGGCCAGUGUCCUCUAUGGCCACAUCCUGUCCAUUGGGCACCAAUAUUGCGCUAUGACAAAAUAAACAUUAAAAAAUCAAGAAAACCAACAGAACAUCAUAGUGUACUCUUGCGUGCAAGGGUAAGUGCCGGCACUUUGUUUAGAAUAAUAAAUUAUUUAUUACACGAGUCGCAUCUAUUUUAAAAUGCUUGACUUGUUUUUUUUAAAUGGAUGCGUCGUGUGUUUUGGUUAAUAAUAGAGAGUAUUCUAAAAAUUGUAUAAAUAAUAGCCUAUUUUAAGUUGAUACCUAGCCUAUAUUAUAUAUAAAAAAAAAAUGUAUUAGUUACAUUUUUUAUGUACAUAUUAAUAUUGACAGCUUAUGUGGCUUAUCUCAGCAUUAUGGUUUAUUUUUAAUAUUAUUUUUUAGUACUUUAUGAAUACUACUAUAUGAAAAUUAAAGAAGGUACUCGACUAAUUAUAACUUAAGCCUAUCAAUCAAUAGGGGACAAGGUCUUAUAACCUUAAUGUUUAAUGUAUUAUAUUAUUGUUGAAAAUGUCUUGAUAUAUUAACAGUGAUCAAAAAAUGAGGGUUUUUUAAAAUUAAGAUACUCUGAUAGUGUCAAAUAUAAAAUCAAUGCAAUUUAAAUAAAAUUUUAAAUCCAACAGGAUUCUAGGCAAGAUUUAAAUUAAAUUAUUUGGUAGGCUCUUAUUGUUCUUUCUUACCAACCCGCCUACUUUAGUAUAUAAAUAAAUGUAUAUAAUAUUAUAUCAAUAUGUAAUUUGGGGGUAAAAUUUCAUUCAAAAGCUUUUUUUUUUAUAAAAUAUUACAGAUCAAAUAUUUUUAAGAUAUAUUGAAAAGUAUUUAUAUAGAAUAUUUUGGCUGCAAUAAUUUAUAACUCGCACUCCAUAAGUCUGAUCGACCAAAUAAAAUUAAAAAUACCAUAUCACAAAAUGUAUUCUUUUGCAAAUAAUUUUAAUGUAGUUUUUGUUCAUAAGGGGCAACAUAUGUCCUACCUGGAUACUCAAUAAUAGACUGUACUUAAAUUUGUUAGAUGUUCAUUAGGCUGUUAUAUUGUAUCAUAAAGGGAAAAUUAUUUUAAUGGGUUGGUAAGUUAAGUCUGAUGCUCUGUUUUGUUUAUAAUAGGUAAAAAUUAAUCAACCAUAUAUAAUCUGUGAUACGUUUGUUACUAUUUUUUUAAGAUAUUCAGCUUUUAUCUUUAUUUAUCUAGGUAAAUAGGGUUUACUACAACAUGGAAAUAAAAACUGUUAUUGUUUUGGAGUUAGCUUAAAAAAAAUAUUAUUAUUACAUUGGGCGCCUAAUCAUUAAUUCUCAAUUUUUUUGUCAUAAUUAUGAAUAUUAGACAUUCUCUGUCAAAAAAGUGAAAAAAAAUUAUCAUAAAACUUUUUAAUGUAAAAUAUAUGUAUACAUAAUAUACAUUUAACUCCCUCAUAUGCAAUU
This is a messenger RNA of Rhopalosiphum maidis (corn leaf aphid), 2541 nucleotides long. Its product is annotated as cell wall integrity and stress response component 1. Lineage: Eukaryota; Metazoa; Arthropoda; Insecta; Hemiptera; Aphididae. The record is from RefSeq and is a predicted model, not a curated record. The transcript is spliced from 2 exons. The coding region runs from base 536 to 1039 and encodes 167 amino acids.